AUGACUGUUACAAACAGCCACAGAGUGGAAAAUCAAUCCGACUCUCAACUUAAAGCUUCUGCAGAACCAACCAACGGGAAUAGUCCGAUCACCUCGGCACAUUCUAAUGGACCUACGCCGCAGUCGCAUGAACAAGAUGAAAAGAACCACGAAUACAAUGUCCAAAAUGCAGAGGAAACGACGACAAAACGCCAGUAUUGGACUGGUUUUGUGGAUAUAAUAUUCUGGACACCGCCGCGAUGUCGAUGGGAUGCGGAGAAUCCGUGCAAGUUCGGCUUGCCUUUAAAUAUCCUCUUCGCAUUCUCCGGGACUUUCACAGUCGCGAAUCUGUAUUAUUCGCACCCUAUUCUUGAUGUGCUUGCCCAAUUCUUUGGCGUCACCUAUGAGCGAGUCUCAUUGAUUCCGACCUGCAGUCAGGCUGGGUACGCAACAGGUUUAAUCCUACUAUGCCCUUUAGGAGACUUGGUUAGAAGAAGGCAUUUCGUCUUAUUGUUGACGUUUAUCACCGCGGCCUUGUGGAUUGGAGUUUGUAUCACGAAAUCAUUCGAGAUAUUUCUUGUUCUGAGCUAUUUAAGCUCUGUGACUACUGUGACUCCACAAAUCAUGCUUCCCCUCGUUGGUGAUCUCGUACCUCCAGCUCGCCGCGCAACAGCCCUAUCUAUCGUUUCUUCCGGGCUCGUCCUAGGACUUCUCUUCGCCCGCCUUCUCUCAGGCAUAGUAGCAGAAUACUCCUACUGGCGAAACAUCUAUUGGCUAUCACUAGCCCUCCAAUUCCUCAUCUUCGCCCUACUCUGGAUGUUCAUGCCAGACUACCCAAGCACCAACACCAACAUCUCCUACUUCAAAAUCCUAUAUUCGAUCAUCGGCUAUUACUGGACAUCUCCAGUACUAGUACAAGCAACACUAAUGGGAUUCUUUCUCUCCGCCACAUUCACCAGUUUCUGGACAACCCUCACCUUCCUCCUAUCAGGAGAUCCAUACAACUAUGCAACCUUGACGAUAGGACUGUUCUCCCUAGCAGGGUUGACACCAAUGUUCCUGGGUCCGUUCUACUCACGCUAUAUGAUCGACAAAUUUGUGCCGCAGCUAUCCAUUCUCGUCAGUUUGAGCAUACUCAUCAUUGGUGUUAGCGUUGGUACGUAUACGGGAACCUAUAGUGUCGCCGGUCCGAUUAUCCAAGCUGCACUGCAGGACUUUGGUCUGCAGAUGACGCAGGUGGCUAAUCGUACAGCUAUCUAUAGCGUUGCGCCCAAGGCUCGCAACAGGAUCAAUACUGGCUAUAUGAUAGGUGUAUUUUGUGGUCAGUUGAUGGGUACUUCCGUUGGGAAUCGCAUCUAUAGUGAGGGGGUUGGAUUCUGACUGGAAGUGUCAGUUUGGCAUUUAUUGGGGCAGCUCUGUUUAUUUGUCUUCUUCGUGGGCCGGCUGAGAAAAAAUGGAUUGGGUGGCAUGGCGGUAUUCGGAUCCGGCGAGCGGAGUAGCGCCUGGGAUUUUGAUAUUUCUAUUUGGUUUUCUUGAAGACGGCCAUUCUCAAUACGUUAUAGAUUAGAUUAUACAUAGG
Molecule: messenger RNA, 1558 nt
Organism: Penicillium canescens
Lineage: Eukaryota; Fungi; Ascomycota; Eurotiomycetes; Eurotiales; Aspergillaceae
Product: MFS transporter
Exons: 3
Coding region: 1-1359 (452 amino acids)
Biological process (GO): transmembrane transport
Molecular function (GO): transmembrane transporter activity
Source: RefSeq, a predicted model, not a curated record